Messenger RNA from Zophobas morio, 1016 nucleotides. Its product is annotated as CLIP domain-containing serine protease HP8-like. The coding region runs from base 51 to 950 and encodes 299 amino acids. NCBI's taxonomy places the organism in Eukaryota, Metazoa, Arthropoda, Insecta, Coleoptera, Tenebrionidae. Gene Ontology annotation, molecular function: serine-type endopeptidase activity. The record is from RefSeq and is a predicted model, not a curated record. Gene Ontology annotation, biological process: proteolysis. The transcript is spliced from 4 exons.
UUUUAACGUGUUUUCCAUUUCCAUGAUUGUUAUCCCCCGGUAGAUUGAUCAUGAAGAUCGUGCGGUUGGUUUUCCUCAUACAUUUCCUGAAGCUGCUGGCCGCGGCCGACGAGUCCCACCCGAACUGGUAUCUGCUGGACCAUGACGGGUGCGGCGAGAGCGUCAGCGAUAAGAUCAUCGGCGGCAACGUGGCCACCCUGGGACAGUUCCCGUGGAUGGCGCAGCUGGGCUACACCAGGAAGCUGUUUUCUUCGUCCACCCCUCGCUACAAGUGCGGGGGGUCGCUCAUCAACCCCUUAUACGUCCUGACGGCGGCCCAUUGCGUGUCGGGGCUGAAGGGUGAGCGGAUGGUGCGGAUAAGGUUGGGUGAACACAACACGAGGACUAGGAAAGACUGCGAAGACGCGGUGUGCGCCCCUCCUGUGCAGGACUUUCGGCCUGACAAGGUUAUAUCCCACGAGAAGUUCCAGCAACCGGCCAUGAGGAACGACAUUGCGCUGAUAAGGCUGGAUCGACCGGCUAAGAUUACUCCGUACGUCGGAAGCAUCUGCAUGCCGCGCGGUCAGCUAAUGAUACAAAAUUUCGUCGGCUCUUUCAUGGAAAUAGCAGGAUGGGGAGUCAGCAAAUUAAGCGGCGUGUCGAACAAAAUGAGCACUGUGCUGCUCCACGUUCGCAUUCCCAUAAUCGACAAGGACAAAUGCAGGGAAAUUGUGGAGGACGCUUCGAUGGGACCAGGACAGUUUUGUGCGGGAGGGGACGAAGGAUUCGACUCGUGCAGAGGAGACUCGGGAGGGCCCGUCAUGAGAGUUGAGGCUUUUGGGGAUACGCCCAGGUACUACAUAGUGGGACUCGUUUCGUUUGGUCCGAGAGACUGUGGAACUGAUAAACCGGCGAUUUACACGGACGUGACCAAGUACAGGAAGUGGAUUUUGGACCACAUCCAAGCUUGAAUUUUGUUUGUUAAUAUGUGGCAGUUAAACUUAAGUAGCUGAAGUAAAAAAGGAUAUAUCUAGACA